GAAGAUGGCGGCGCGGGUAAAGGGCUUGGGCUGGGCCACGCGGCCGCUGCUGCGGGUGGUCCAAACUUGGUGCCUCGACGGGCGGCGCUGGGUCCGGGCGCUGCGGCGGAACCCCGUGAGGGUGGUGUUUCCAUCCGGACAGGUGGUGGAACGGAAGCCCGGUCCUGGAAAGCAGCCCCGGAGGGCUGCGGCUGAGGCCAGUCCCUCCGAGCAGCGACCAAAGCAGCCGCUUCGGGUGUCACCAUCCCAGACGCCCUGCACCUGGGAAGAGUCGGGGCUUCGCUAUGAUAAGGCUUUACCCGGGGACAGAAGGCUGAGCAGUGUAAUGACAAUAGUUAAGUCCAGGCCAUUUCGGGAAAAGCAAGGAAAGAUCCUGUUGGAAGGUCGCAGGCUGAUUGCAGACGCUCUCAAGGCUGGUGCUGUGCCCAAAGUUUUCUUCUUUAGCCGUCUGGAAUACAUAAAGGAGCUACCCAUUGAUAAGCUGAAAGGUGUCAGCCUCAUUAAGGUGAAAUUUGAGGAUAUCAAGGAUUGGUCCGACCUAGUAACACCACAAGGAAUAAUGGGGAUUUUUGCCAAACCUGACCAUGUUAAGAUGACAUACCCAGAGACUCAACUUCGCCAUUUGCUGCCCUUAUUGUUGAUUUGUGACAAUCUCCGUGACCCUGGGAACCUGGGGACAAUUCUGAGAUCUGCCGCUGGGGCCGGCUGCAGCAAAGUAUUACUCACCAAAGGCUGUGUGGAUGCCUGGGAGCCCAAAGUGCUACGGGCAGCAAUGGGUGCACAUUUCCAGGUGCCCAUCGUCAAUAAUCUGGACUGGGAAACCUUGCCCAACUACCUGCCCACCGACACGCGGGUCUACGUGGCUGACAACUGCGGCCUUUAUGCCCAGGCCCAGAGGUCUGAUAAAGCCAGUGACCACGGUUGGGUAUGUGAGCGACGACUCUCGAAGUUACACAAGUAUGAGGAAGAAGACGAUGAUCUAGAACCUGGAGCCAGUAGAGCCUGGCUCCCUGAACUUGAGGUCCAGAGUUAUGACUUGGACUGGACAGAGGCACCAGCAGCUGUGGUGAUAGGUGGAGAGACCCACGGCGUGAGCCUGGAGUCCCUGCAGUUGGCCGAGAGCACCGGGGGCAAGAGGCUGCUGAUCCCCGUCGUGCCUGGUGUGGACAGCCUAAACUCGGCCAUGGCUGCGAGCAUCCUGCUUUUUGAAGGGAAAAGACAACUGCGUGUGAGGGCAGAACACUCGAGCAGGGACAGGAGUUACCACUGAGACAGAACAUGGAAGUCAGUCCUUGGUUUGAGGGGGUCCCCGCCCCUCCUGCAUUGUUAGGAGAUAGGCAGAGUGGGUAACUGUGGCUUCCUAGGCCAUAUCCAGGGGGGCAAGAGGUGGGCAAGACGCUAUUACAUGGGUAUUGGAAAAAUAAGAAUUUCCAUGAAUCUCUGCUUAUCCUCAAAAAUAACAAGGGUGAGAAUUCUUCUGAGAU
This is a messenger RNA of Odobenus rosmarus divergens (Pacific walrus), 1484 nucleotides long. RefSeq names its product RNA methyltransferase like 1 (gene MRM3). The transcript has 4 exons. Lineage: Eukaryota; Metazoa; Chordata; Mammalia; Carnivora; Odobenidae. Gene Ontology annotation, biological process: RNA processing. The record is from RefSeq and is a predicted model, not a curated record. Gene Ontology annotation, molecular function: RNA binding; RNA methyltransferase activity. Bases 5 to 1270 code for a protein of 421 amino acids.